CCGGACCACCCCGGGACUGUACCUCGCUGUGGCAAUCCCGCUAUAUAGCAGGUCGACGAGGACAAACACGACAAAUCUCACACACGUGUCAAUGCCGGGCGUGUCUGUUCGCCGGCGAGAAGUAUAAGACUCGGUCUAGAGUGUUUUGAGACAAGUCGUUUCUACUUCCGUAUAUCCUUUGCUGCCUUCGCGCAAGAAAAUAAAAAUAGGUCUUACCAGGUUCAUGGAAUCACCAUGCCAAAGGUUGCUUUGGUAACAGGAUCCAGUGAUUUGGAAGGCAUUGGAUAUGCCACUGCCAAAGCGCUUUUACGUACCGGAUGUGACGUUAUUCUAACUGGAUCACGUGAGGCAGAGAAAGUCGUCCCGCUUCAAGAAGAGAUAUAUAGAGAAUUCAAGAUUCGACCAGACUACAUCCGUGCAGACUUACGAAAUAUAGAAGACAUUGAAAGACUUUGCAGCGAGUGUAAACGUCUUUAUCCCGAUGGCAUCGACAUACUUGUGAACAAUGCAGGUUUCAGUGAAGUGUUUCCUAUAGAGUCCUACCCAACUGACAAAUUUAAUGACAUCAUAGCUGUGGUACUCUCCGCUCCAUUCCAUUUAAUCCGUCUAAUCCUGCCAGACAUGAAGGGUAAAGAGUGGGGAAGGAUAAUAAACAUUUCAUCGGUGUCCGGAGAACGAGCCAUUUCUUAUAUGAGUGCUUACUGUGCAGCAAAACAUGGUCUCAAUGGACUUACCAAGGCAGUGGCCAAAGAAACAGCUGAGUUCGGAGUCACGUGCAAUUCGAUCAUGCCUGGAGUCGUGAAAACAGGACUUACAAUGAAAGGCAUGGCGUAUCUCGCAGAGAUUGAAGGAGUAUCAGCCGAGGAAAUGGGAAUCGGAGAUUUGGUCGUCUUUCUGUGCUCAUCGUCUGCAGCUCAGAUGACCGGUUGCUGUAUUCCAAUUGACGGAGGCAACAUGCUCAACACGUGCUCCAGUGGGAACAGUAGACUUUGA
Saccoglossus kowalevskii is the source of this 993-nucleotide messenger RNA. RefSeq lists its product as uncharacterized. Gene Ontology annotation, molecular function: oxidoreductase activity. NCBI's taxonomy places the organism in Eukaryota, Metazoa, Hemichordata, Enteropneusta, Harrimaniidae. The record is from RefSeq and is a predicted model, not a curated record.